UCUCAAAUGUUAUAACAAGUAAAAAAUAAAAAAAAUAUUGUGUUAAAACAAGAUAAAAUUCUAAAUUUGUUUAUGACUUAUUACAAAUGCAAAUAGCAUUCUUUGAUUCAUUAUAACAAAACACUUAAUUUAAAUUUUUAGAAAAUGUUUAAAAAAACUUUGUGCAAGGUUCUGAAAUGGCCUGACAUUAAAGAAGAAUGGUGAGAGUUUCUAGGGGUUUAAAGUGCGGAUAUACAGAACAGAUGUGGAUUCAAGGAUCACUAGUGAAAGAGGAGAGGAGGCAGGGAGGUGUGACGAGUACCCAAUUCUUGUUGUACAGACAGGUACUUUACAUUCACUAGAAGUGUUAAUGUAUCCACUUGCUUGACAGUACAGGAGCUAAUCAGGGAUCUUCGCGAGUACAAGUCGAGGCGAGAAGGUCACAGGCUUAAGUUAGUACUGCAUCUGCUCAGCAGUGCCCUCAAGGGUACGAGGUUUUGUGCAGUGUUUCGUGCCUCAAUUAGGCUACAGCAUGAGUUAUAAAACAAUUUGUUGUUGUGUACGAGACAGUGAUAACCUAAGUGGUACGAUUUUGUUUUAGUAUUAGUAUAACACCCUAAAUAAACCAGUGUACAAUUUCAACAGUAUUUACCACCCAAAAAAUCAUAAAAAAUACAAAUUCUGGAAUGUCUUAAUUUGGCGUGUCUCUUGGGUUCUAAUUGUUUCGUGCGUAAUUAGGUUUAAGCAGUUUUAUUUUAUAUAGAAAAAAAUAUAAAAAAAAGAAGAGAUUCUCACUAGAUACUUAGUUCUUAAAUCAGAUUUUACAUUCCAAAUUCAUUAAAUUAAGAACAUAAUUGUUUUAAUGAUAGAGGGAUGCAAGUUUGUAUAAUUUUGCUAAACACUUUUAAGUGGGUAUAAAUCAUAGCAUUUUUACUAAUGCUUUAAAACGGUUUUUACCAAAUUUGUGGUUUUGGGUAAUAGCAUACAAAUAAAAAAUGAGAAAGUAGGUAUUGAAUUUUUAAACUUUAUUCACAUGCUACUUCUGGCCUAUUUCGUUUGGUUAUUACCAAUAUCUAUUACACACAUGUAUACAUAAGAUAAGUUAGGCGAAACAUUUUUAUGAAACCCGCUGAUUUGAUUUCGGUUUGACGCCUCUACUCCCAAAAUAAAUGCUUUAAAAGUCCAUAAUUACAUUAUUUACAUACUCGCAAAAUAGGUUAAUAUGAAGGGGAGGGAGGAAUCAAAACUGCAACUCCAUGUUGAGCCAUGGGUUGAAUCAAUGGGUGCCACUUGUAAUUCAACCUUGACAUAAUGAUCAUGUCAUUAUGGACAACACUCUCAAUCAGUAUCUGGCCUACAACAAAAUUUAGCAUUAGCAUCAUGAUGCUCAUCAAUAAUACUCUUCCACAGCUAGCAAACCUUUGGCCCUCACUUGUAAUUUGAAACCCUAGCUGGGAUCAGCAUCACGAUGAUGAAGGUGAAUUCUAAAAUUCAAGAAACAAACCACCGGUCUCCACUAUUCCAUCUUAUGUAUCAUCGAGAUGAUGUAGAAUUCUCAAUACAUGACUGUGUGUUGGAAAUCCUCUCAUUGCCAUUUUUGUCGAAGCGCUGUGGGCGGAGUGCGGUGUUUGACGCAGCAUUCCUUGCGCUAGCCGUCGAACCUACCAGCGCGAGGUUGCCAUCGUGCAGCGCCUUUCGUGCAUCGGCGACUCGUAAAACCGCUGGAGCGGAGCCGAAGCGGUGCGGGCUCCGGAGAUUGUGGGCUUGUAGGACGGAGGAGGAAUCGGAAUGGGAACACCGGAAUGGAAUGGUCUGGUGGGAGAAUGGAGGCUGGUGGGAGAAGCCGGUUCGGUUCUGGUACAGGUAUGUCAGUCGCGGCCUCGCGGUUCUUGCGUGUUUGUUGGAAGUUGUGUCUGUGUCCGAGUGUCAGUGUCAACAGGUCGGCCGGUACAUUUAUCCAUACAGCCUGCCGUAUGACAAUUAAUUUUUGUAACUUGAAUUGCAUAAGAUACGUCAUACAUCUGUAUUGAGGUUGAUCUUCAUUAGAAACAAAAGACAUCUACAGUUGACUUCUAACGUAACGACACAGAACAAUAAACAGUGUGAGGCGUUAACGAUCGAACUGGUACUCGCACCGUACCGAUUAAAGUGUCAUUUAAUCUGUUCGGUGACAUGGUGAAGUGCUGAACGCUCGCUGACACUAUGGUGCUGCGCCUAGCCACGCUCCUGAGGCCGAACAGGCUGGAUCCCAAGUCCCACCAGGACAUCUCUUCCUCCACCACAGAUUGGGCCCAAGUAA
Molecule: messenger RNA, 2278 nt
Organism: Homalodisca vitripennis (glassy-winged sharpshooter)
Lineage: Eukaryota; Metazoa; Arthropoda; Insecta; Hemiptera; Cicadellidae
Exons: 2
Coding region: 1448-1963 (171 amino acids)
Source: RefSeq, a predicted model, not a curated record